Messenger RNA from Drosophila biarmipes, 2756 nucleotides. RefSeq lists its product as uncharacterized. Lineage: Eukaryota; Metazoa; Arthropoda; Insecta; Diptera; Drosophilidae. The transcript is spliced from 2 exons. Gene Ontology annotation, biological process: proteolysis. The record is from RefSeq and is a predicted model, not a curated record. Gene Ontology annotation, molecular function: serine-type endopeptidase activity. The coding region runs from base 16 to 2670 and encodes 884 amino acids.
UUAACUUUCACUAGGAUGGCUCGGCUGACCGGGUUCAACCUAAUUUCAAUCUUUUGCCUCUCCCUGGCCACUGGCCAAGUACUAGGACAGUCCCAGGGCCAGAAUUGCGGUGAAUCGUAUCGGCACUUUUGCGUGGCGCGCAGUAGGUGCAGAAUUCGACUGGGCUUCCGAUCUCUAAUAGAUGGCAACCUAGGGUGUCCGUCCACAGAAAUCUGCUGUCCCCAGACGGCAAUUCUUGACAAGCCAGUCGUGGUCAUUGAAGAGAAUGUAAACCCCAGCUGCGGCCGUUUUAACCCAAAAGGAGCUAGCUUUGGAAUAGGUGACCUAAUAUACACGGCGCAGGAGAACGAGAUCCCUUGGAUGGUGGCCUUGCUCGAUGUUACAAAUCGUAGCUACCUGGCCGGCGGCGCCCUGAUCGCAGGCAAUGUAGUGAUCACAGUCAGACAGAAAAUCGAUAACAUGAACCCCGAGCAGCUUCUUGUACGGGCUGGCGAAUGGGACUUUAAGACCGACUCCGAGGUGUAUCCUCAUGAGGACGUUGAGGUCAAGAAGAUCGUGCGUCAUCCUGGUUUUAUUGCUGAUACCGGAGCCAACAAUGUGGCCCUUCUCUUCCUCCGACGAUCGCUUCAAACGGCCAUCCAUAUAAAUCCCAUAUGCCUACCGGACGGUCCAAAGAACUUUGAUUAUAAACGCUGCAUCUUUACUGGCUGGGGCAAGAAAUCCUUCGAAGACUACGUCCACAUGAACUUAAUGAAGAAGAUUGAUCUACCGGUGGUCCAGAGCGGUACGUGUCAGCGAGCUUUAAGCCAAGUUUUGCCAACCGAAUUCAUUCUUGACAACAGCCUAAUGUGCGCCGGCGGUGAGAAAGGCAAGGACUCCUGCACGGAUGAUGGUGGCUCUCCGCUGGCCUGUCCAAAAGAGGACGACCCUAAUCGGUAUGAACUGGCGGGGAUUGUCAACUUCGGCGUACAAUGUGGACUAGAUGGAAUCCCAGGAGUUUAUGUUAAUGUAGCCAAUCUACGCCAAUGGAUUGUAGAGGAAACUGCAAGGGGUCCCCUCCCUGAAGAGCCCAUCAGUGGACCUGCCCCACUAGACUCGACUAUCGAGAACGCCGAUAAGAAUCUUUAUAAUGACAAUGGAAAUGGGCAAUAUGGAUCUUUUGGCCAGGAUAACUUAGGGAUCAAUACACCUUCACGUCCAAAUGAGUAUACUAUUCUUGGGCCCAAUCAAAAUUUUGGUCAAGACAAUGGAAAUGGAAACUUUGGCCAGAAUUAUCCAGGGAACAAUAAACCUAUCCCAACAGUCGGUCCAAAUAAAUGGAUUAUUCAUGUGCCCAAUCCUAAUUUUGGCCAAGGCAAUGGAAAUGGGCAAAAUGGAAAUUUUGGGCAGAAUUAUCCCGGAAAUAAUAAUCCUAUCCCAGCAGUCGGUCCAAGUGACUGGACUAUUCAUGGGCCCAAACCUAAUUUUGGUCAAGGCAAUGGAAAAGGGCAAAAUGGAAAUUUUGGGCAGAAUUAUCCCGGAAAUAAUAAUCCUAUCCCAGCAGUCGGUCCAAGUGCAUGGACUAUUCAUGGGCCCAAACCUAAUUUUGGUCAAGGCAAUGGAAAUGGGCAAAAUGAAAAUUUUGGACAGAAUUAUCCAGGAAAUAAUAAUCCUAUCCCAGCAGUCGGUCCAAGUGCAUGGACUAUUCAUGGGCCCAAACCUAAUUUUGGUCAAGGCAAUGGAAAUGGGCAAAAUGAAAAUUUUGGACAGAAUUAUCCAGGAAAUAAUAAUCCUAUCCCAGCAGUCGGUCCAAGUGCAUGGACUAUUCAUGGGCCCAAACCUAAUUUUGGUCAAGGCAAUGGAAAUGGGCAAAAUGAAAAUUUUGGACAGAAUUAUCCAGGAAAUAAUAAUCCUAUCCCAGCAGUCGGUCCAAGUGCAUGGACUAUUCAUGGGCCCAAACCUAAUUUUGGUCAAGGCAAUGGAAAUGGGCAAAAUGAAAAUUUUGGACAGAAUUAUCCAGGAAAUAAUAAUCCUAUCCCAGCAGUCGGUCCAAGUGCAUGGACUAUUCAUGGGCCCAAACCUAAUUUUGGUCAAGGCAAUGGAAAUGGGCAAAAUGAAAAUUUUGGACAGAAUUAUCCAGGAAAUAAUAAUCCUAUCCCAGCAGUCGGUCCAAGUGCAUGGACUAUUCAUGGGCCCAAACCUAAUUUUGGUCAAGGCAAUGGAAAUGGGCAAAAUGAAAAUUUUGGACAGAAUUAUCCAGGAAAUAAUAAUCCUAUCCCAGCAGUCGGUCCAAGUGCAUGGACUAUUCAUGGGCCCAAACCUAAUUUUGGUCAAGGCAAUGGAAAUGGGCAAAAUGAAAAUUUUGGACAGAAUUAUCCAGGAAAUAAUAAUCCUAUCCCAGCAGUCGGUCCAAGUGCAUGGACUAUUCAUGGGCCCAAACCUAAUUUUGGUCAAGGCAAUGGAAAUGAGCAAAAUGAAAAUUUUGGACAGAAUUAUCCAGGAAAUAAUAUUCCUAUCCCAGCAGUCGGUCCAAGUGCAUGGACUAUUCAUGGGCCCAAUCCCAAUUUUAAUCAAGGCCCAUGGAAUCGUAUUUCUUCUCAAGACGAGCAGGUUAAUAACAAUAAUCAAGGCGACCAACAUUCCGGAUACGACGUAGUUUCAUCAUCUACAAUGGAAUACGAAACUAACUAAUACUAAUUUAUUUUAAUACUUUGUAUAUUUUUAUGAGAAAAACUCAAUUAUACAAAUGAAAUAAAAAAAAAACCUAAAAAAAUUAA